GGCAAGAUGGGUCUGAACGGCUUUCCGGGCAUCAACGGCAUCCCAGGGAUUCCAGGGCUGCCAGGGCCCCCAGGGCCCGCGGGCCUCGACGGAUGCAACGGCACGGAUUCGUCCUACGACGGGGAGAACCGGCGCUACUCCUCCAGAGACCGGGGCUACGGCACGGGCACGGUCUACACCUCCAGCUCCAGCUCCUUCGAGUCAUCCAGAUCAGGAUACCAAGGCGGAGUGGCAGGGAGUCGCCGAGAGUACGGAGGCGCCGGAGGAGGCUACGGAGGCGCUGGGGACGGUUCCUACAGCUCUGGAGGCACCGGAGGAGGCUACGGAGGUGCUGGGGACGGUUCUUAUAGCUCUGGAGGCAGCUACGGAGGCUCAGGAUCCUACGAGAGCUCGUACGAGAGCUCCUACAGCUACGGCAGUGCGUCGGGAGGCGCGGACGGAGGCUACGCGGGGUCCUACGGGGGCGCGGACGGAGGCUACGGAGGCGCAGAAGGGUCCUACGGAGGCGCGGACGGAGGCUACGCGGAAGGAGGCUACGGAGGCGCGGAAGGAGGCUACGCGGGGUCCUACGGAGGGGGCAGCUCGUCCCAGCCUCAGGUCGGCGCUCGGCCCGCUCGACCCCAGCCUCGACCGCGGCAGAAUUGCAGCGGCAGAGAUUGCAGCAAUUGCACUUGUAUCGGCGAGAAAGGCUCCAGGGGCGUCCCCGGAGCCCCAGGGCCUCAGGGCGAGAAGGGCCAGCAAGGCUUCCCCGGGAUGGAGGGCCUGAUCGGACCUAAGGGCCAGAAGGGCUCGCCGGGCCCUCAGGGGCCGACGGGACCCAAGGGCGAUAGGGGCAAGAUGGGUCUGAACGGCUUUCCGGGCAUCAACGGCAUCCCAGGGAUUCCAGGGCUGCCAGGGCCCCCAGGGCCCGCGGGCCUCGACGGAUGCAACGGCACGGAUGGCACCCCUGGCCUGCCAGGUCCCUCCGGCGGGCUGGGCCCCAGGGGAUUCCGUGGCCCUGAGGGCGUCAAGGGGCAGAAGGGCGAGCCGGCGUCCGUGCCCUUAGGUCAGAUUAAGGGCGAAAAGGGUGAGCCGGGGCGAGACGGGCGCCAGGGCCUUCAGGGCCCGAUCGGACCCUCAGGGCCUCGAGGCGUCGACGGUUUCAGGGGCGAGACAGGGCCGAAGGGUGACCGCGGUCCUCAGGGCCAGAAGGGCCAGAAGGGCCAGAUGGGACUGAGUUUCGAGGCCAAGCAAGGCCCUAAGGGUGACAAGGGUCAGAAGGGUGACGCCAAACCCUGCAGGGAAUUCUCUGGAGGAAACUGCACGACAGAGGUCAUCGUGGGUCGGCCAGGCGUGCCAGGGAUCCCCGGCCAGCCAGGCCCCAAGGGAGAGAGAGGCCCCCAGGGAGACAGGGGUCUGCCAGGCCCCAGGGGGACCAAGGGAGAGAAAGGUCUGCCGGGUUACCCAGGACCGCCGGUAAGGGAGAGAGAGGCUCUUAAGGGCGAGAAGGGGACGUCAGGGCUGCCCGGGCGAGACGGCACUCCGGGCGAGAGGGGGCCGCCCGGUCCCUCGGUGGGCGGCGAGCGAGGACCCCCGGGCCCUCAGGGACCCCAGGGACCCCCAGGGCCCAAGGGGAGGGACGGCCUGGAUGGACUGCCAGGGGGUAGGGGACCCCCAGGGGUACCCGGCGGCCCAGGGCAGCCAGGAAACCCCGGAAGGGAGGGUCUGCCAGGCCCUAAGGGUGCCAAGGGUGACGGAGGAAGGGCAGGGGCCCCUGGAGCGGAGGGCCCCCCCGGCCUGCCAGGGGAGAGGGGGGUGUCCGGCCUCCCAGGACCCAAGGGGGACAAAGGAUUCGCUAUUCCGGGCACGCCAGGACGCGACGGUCGACCAGGUUUGGACGGUACCCCCGGGGCCAGAGGCGCUCCAGGCCCCAUGGGUCCUAGAGGCAUCCCAGGGGACAGUAUUGACGGCAUUCCAGGGUCUCAGGGCGAACCAGGGGACGUGGGACAGCCCGGUAUUCCUGGAACCCCUGGGAGAGACGGAAUUCCUGGACGCAACGGCGAGAAGGGUGACCGCGGCCUGGACUGCGAGUGCGGCGAGUGUGAGAAGGGUGUGAAGGGUGAGGCAGGCCCUGAGGGUCUUCUGGGCCCCCCUGGUCUUAGGGGUCCGCCUGGGGCCAUUGGCUACCCAGGGGAGAGGGGAGAGGACGGCCAGCCAGGCCCUGCAGGGUUGCCGGGGAAGGAGGGUCUCCCAGGCAAGCCGGGUCUCUCUGGCCCUAAGGGCGAGAAGGGUGAGGCUGCCUUCGCGCGGCCCGGCCCUCCCGGCCCUAAGGGUGACAGGGGCAGCCCAGGGUUAAGGGGAGAGACGGGGGCCAAGGGUGAAAGGGGUUUCCCAGGGCGAGAUGGGAUUCAGGGCCUGCCAGGGCUCACGGGAGAUAAGGGGGAUCCAGGGUUCGACGUGUCAAACAUCUCUUUAACCCCCGGCCGACCUGGCAUUGACGGCCGACCAGGCACUUGCGUCAAGGGAGAACCAGGCGCAAACGGUUUUAAGGGAGAUAGAGGAGACAGGGGAGAACCGGGUCUCCCUGGUCAGGACCUGCGACCUGAGAACAUCGUUAAUCUCCCUUCGAAGGGUGACAAGGGAGAUCCGGGCGAAAAGGGCGAGAUUGGCCCCAACGGACCCCCAGGCGGACCAGGAGAGAAGGGCAAUGCAGGUAUCCAAGGAAACAGGGGGUUGCCAGGUGCACCAGGUCGCCAGGGAUUGCCAGGUCCUAGAGGGGAGAAAGGGAACAUCGGCAUAGUGGGAGCGACGGGCGAGCGAGGUCAGCCAGGUCAGCCGGGGAUCCCAGGUCGCGUCGGAGCCAAAGGUCUCAAGGGAGACACAGGUCGCCCAGGUUACGGGAUACCAGGUCAGCCAGGUCUACCGGGCAUCAAGGGAGAACAAGGACUCCCCGGUCUCCCUGGAAAAACGGGGGCGGCGGGAAUACAAGGUUCGCCAGGUCAGCCAGGUCGCAAGGGAGAGAAGGGCCUGGCAGGUCUCGACGGUCUCAACGGCAUGAAGGGGGAGAAGGGGAACACAGGUCUUCCGGGUCCCAUUGGCCCCACAGGUCCUCGCGGGCUGCCAGGUCUCGAUGGGGUCAAAGGUUCCCCCGGUCUGCGCGGCCCCCCUGGCGCCCCCGGGGUGGUCGGCUUCCCUGGCCCUAAGGGGGAUUCAGGGCGACCAGGGCUUCCGGGCAAGGACGGGCUGCCGGGUCCCUUGGGGCCGCCUGGUCUGCCAGGUCGGCCAGGUCUCGACGGCCAGCCAGGUCUCAAAGGGGACAAAGGCAGCAUGGGAAUUGCAGGUUUCCCAGGUAAUCCAGGUCAGGACGGGAGACCAGGUCAGCUCGGAUUAACAGGUCCUAAAGGGAACCAGGGCUUGGCAGGUCAGCCGGGCGUGCCAGGUCAGCCAGGACCUGAAGGCGUGAGAGGCGAAAAGGGAGAGCGAGGAUUUCUGGGCCCGCCAGGCAUCCCCGGCGCGGCGGCAGACAAGGGCGAGCGCGGCGCCCCGGGCCCUAAGGGCAGCCCGGGCCUGAACGGGCGCCCCGGCCGGCCCUCAGGGCUGCCAGGGCCCAAGGGCAGGGACGGGUACGGCUCGCCAGGGCCCGUGGGAGAGAGGGGCGCGCCUGGACCCCCAGGGCUGCCCGGCCUCAGCGGAAGACCCGGACCUAAGGGCAGCGAUGGCGUCGUCGGAUUCCCAGGCUCGAAGGGAGAGAAGGUGAGGGAGAAAGGGAGGGGAAGGCCCGGGGGGGGCCCAAAAGGGGACUGGGGUUCCCCCGGGUUUCCGGGGGGCCCAAGGGGCCCCCCCGGGAGCCCCGCGGGCCCCCCCGGGGGUGCCCCCGGGGGGCCAAGGGCGGAAAAAGGGGUGGGGCCCCCCGGGGGCCCCCCCGGCCCCAAAGGGGGGGGGAACCCCGGGGCCUUUCCCGGGGCCCCCCGGGGGGGACCC
Penaeus monodon (black tiger shrimp) is the source of this 3960-nucleotide messenger RNA. RefSeq names its product collagen alpha-2(IV) chain-like. The record is from RefSeq and is a predicted model, not a curated record. NCBI's taxonomy places the organism in Eukaryota, Metazoa, Arthropoda, Malacostraca, Decapoda, Penaeidae.